Recurvomyces mirabilis is the source of this 1197-nucleotide messenger RNA. RefSeq lists its product as uncharacterized. The transcript has a single exon. The coding region runs from base 1 to 1197 and encodes 398 amino acids. Lineage: Eukaryota; Fungi; Ascomycota; Dothideomycetes; Mycosphaerellales; Teratosphaeriaceae. The record is from RefSeq and is a predicted model, not a curated record.
AUGGUCAUCACUUGCGAGUUCCCAAGAUCAAGCGUCUUCAACAUCACCAUUCGCGUCACCAGACCUCGAGGCUCUUCUAUUCCGGCCAGCAUAGGAGGCUCGCAGGCAUUGAAGCAGCAUAUUGCUGAGCUCGCGCGCGAAACAGGCAAGCAUUGGCCGCUGUUGACUCCACCUACUGACACAGAUCCUCCACCACCACCGUAUACCGCCAUGGCUAUGUCGAACAGCUUCUUCGCUUCUCCGCCUAUAGGCGCGAUACGCAGGAACCAGCCAGAUACGUACUUUGCGAAUGCGCAUUAUGCUGGCGCACCAGCCAAUGGCGAUCGCACCACUGGUAGCAUGCCGUUCACACCCAAUGCUUCGAUACCACCUACGCCAGGCUCGCUCGCAGGUCGAAAAAGAUCGCGAGGUAAUGUCUUCGAGGAUGAGGAGGAGGAAGUGGAGAUUGGCGAUGGCUCGGUCAGCACAGCUCUAGACGGCUCAGGCGAGGACGCAACGGCUGUCGCCAUGCAUUCGGAUGCCUGGGCCGAAGAACAAGCAGCGCGUCCCCCGUUCAAUCUCAGGCAUGUGAAGCGGCCUUCUGUGUCAAGUCGCAAGUCUCAGCGUAAAGAUGUGAGCUCGUCUGCCUCCGACGACAUCCUAGGACAACUAGUCAUGCCACCGCAGAUGCGAGAAGCGACUGCCGAGCCGCUGAUUGACGAGGCGACGAGGGUGCUUGGUAUAAGCUGGGCACGCAUGGAUUCGACUGAGGCGCUGCAGAUCAACAAGGCGGCGUACUCGAAGUGGAUCCAGAACCACUACCCGAGCUUGAUUGGCGUCGUGGUGUGGUUCGAAAACAGCGCAUUACCAGGCUAUCUGGUCGAGGCGAGGAAUACCUAUAGCAGUCAACAGGGCUUCUACAUCUUCUCGCAUGAGCUGACGGAGGCGAGACUCGUUACGACGGAGCCGGCACAGCUCAUGCCGCGGUUGAAGCUUCUGCCUGCUUUGCAUCUGGCUGCUCCAGGAGGUCAUAUCCGGGCUGUAGAGGAUCCGGUUGUGGCGGCACAGAUUGAGCAGAACAUGGUUCAAAAUUCAGCGGCUGCGAUGCGGAACUUGCACCUAUCGAAUGGUGUCCGAGAUGGAAUGGCUGAUGAGUCGGCGGUUGCAGCCUCGGAGCCGAAUGGCAUAUGUGCUGCGCAUUCGAUGGAGCUUGACUAG